CCGCGCGCCUGCCCGGCCCCGCACACGCCGCGCGCCCAGGCCUUGGGGACCGCGCAGAGCGAGGCCUGGGUGCUUGUCCUACGCCCGUGCCACUUCCCUGGUGCCGGGCGAAAGGAAGGCGCCGCGGAGCGCCAUUCCGGGGUCCUGCCGAAGCGUCCUGCUCGGAACAGGUUCAAGCCCUGGCUCCCGGAUAACCGGGAAUGCCUCAGGCCUUCUUCUGGAUGCGAGAACCACGGAGGGCGGGAGGGACUUUUGUACUAAAUUGCGUCCAUUAUUUCUUCAGGGCAUGUUUUUAAAAACAUAAAAGGCCCCCUCCACGGAGAACUGGGCCCGUGGUCGCCCACCUCCUGAGAUCUGCAAGCUGCAUGCCCACGAGUGCCCACUUGGACUUUUGCAAGCAGAGAGAGCAGCGAUGACAUCAAAAUGGAGCGCUACCGCAUCUUGGUAUUCUCACCCAGUAUAUGCCAGAUACUGGCGACAUUAUCACCAUGCCAUGUUUUGGAUGCGAAGCCACCAGAAUGCCUACAGAAAGUCCAGGGAUUCCUAUUUCAUGUCCCCGUGGUUCUCUCCUCCUGGAGUUCUUCCCUGGAACUCUUUUGCUUAUGAGGCUAAGCGUCCUUGGAACCUUCAAGGCCAGCACAUGGCCCGGCAGGCGCCUCCCUACAGUGUUUCUCAUCUCCAAAGCUCCGGGCAGCCUCUGUGGGAUAGCAGUAGAACCCAGGCCUCGCCCAGAGACGAUGAAGCCCCGCAUGAGGAGGAAGAGAUGGAGUCGGAUUCAGAUAACGAAGUCGAGUGCGACCUGAGCAGCAUGGAAAUCACCGAGGAGCUCCGCCAGUACUUUGCGGAGACCGAGAGGCACCGGGAGGAGCGGCGGCGACAGCAGCAGUUAGACGCGGAGCGCCUGGAGGACUAUGUGAACGCCGACCACGGCCUGUACUACAACCACCGCCGCUCCGCGGAGCCCCCGGCCGAGAAGCCCGGGGAGCGGCGCCGAGCCGAGAUGCAGCGUCUGUAUGGGGACAGCGCCCCCAAGAUCCUGGCCAUGGAGGCUGCUGCGCAGCUGAGCUUUGACAAGUACUGUGAUAAAAAGCAGCCAAAAUACUGGCCUGUCAUUCCCCUCAAGUUCUGAGUCCCGGCACGGGGGGCCCUGGGGAGUGCCUCCUGGACGCAGGGCCUGGGCGCUCCCUCUUACCUUUGGAGUAUUCCCUUCAUCUCUCCGGGACGUUUUUCAGAGAAGGAGGCUUGUAUACCGACACAGUGGGUGCAACCUGUCAGGUGCACUGUUGCCAACACAAGGAAUGCCAUAAAGUGAUAAUCGUGUGUAUUGUCCUGGCUCUUGACUUGCUCUCUAAUAGUUCAUUGAAAUUCUUGCCUAGAGAUACUGUCUAGUGGUUUGCAUUUGUAUUUCCUUCUUUAAACCUUCCUGGCUGUCACACAAGCCUGAAGCCACAGGUCUUUUUUUUUUUUUUUUUUUUUAGACUAGUUCACAUAUAGUCCGAGCUGGCCUCAAACUCUCAAGUCCUCCUGCUUCCACCUUCCAGCUGCUAGCUUACAGGUGUGCACCCCAACUGGGCUCCGAUCCACAUAUUCUCACUGACUGUGACCCUUGGGUCCCUCUGAGAAUGAUGCAGGUGAACAGUAAGACAAAUGCUGUCACUCGGCCAGGUGUCAGCCUGCGUGCUCCAUAAAAGGCCCGAAAGCAAAUACUUGGGUUUGGCAGGCCAUGUGGUCUGUCAGAACUGCCUAACCCUGACUUUAUAGCACACAAACAGCCAUGGAUACUGAGUAAACAAAUGGAUGUGACUCUAUUCCAAUAAAACUUUAUUUGUAAAAUAAAAAAAGCAUAAAAGUACGUUUUUAGACUCCCUAAGGCUUUGGGCUUCCUAUUUUUCUAAAACUCUCCUCCCCUAGCUGGUGGCUGAUCACAGUGUCUGCUUGCCUUCUCCUCCACUGAGGUAUCUUUAACAAACCUGCCCAUCAGGCAGGUUUACAGCUUGCCUGCACUGAGGUUUCUGGGUAAACUCUAAUAAACCAUCUGUGUGCUUCA
Messenger RNA from Peromyscus maniculatus bairdii (prairie deer mouse), 2047 nucleotides. The record is from RefSeq and is a predicted model, not a curated record. Lineage: Eukaryota; Metazoa; Chordata; Mammalia; Rodentia; Cricetidae.